AUGAACUGGCACCAGGGCACCAGCGUCCAGCUGAGUGGGCUGGUCGUCUCCCUCUUCGGUUGGGUCUUGUCGUGCGUGACGACUUACGUGCCUCUCUGGAAGAGCCUCAACUUGGAAUUAAACGACCUGGAGAUCUGGAAUAUGGGACUGUGGCAGACCUGCAUCAGCCAGGCGGUCCUUCAGUGCGAGAACUACGCUUCCCUCCUGGCCCUGCCUUUGGAGAUCAAGAUUUCCAGGGUGCUGAUGGUGACUUCCAACGGGCUGGGCUUCCUGGCAUUCGCCUUGGCUCUUUUGGGAUCCGACUGCCUGAAGACAAGCGACCCCAGGCAGAAGAGACACUUUGGGAUUACAGGCGGAAUCCUCUUCUGCGUCUCCGGAGUGACCACUCUUGUUCCCAUCUCCUGGGUGGCCUACAACACGGUGCAAGACUUCUGGGAUCAAACCGUCCCGGACGUCGUCCCAAGGUGGGAAUUUGGGGACGCCCUUUUCCUGGGAUGGUUCGCUGCGUUUUUCCUCCUCCUGGGGGGCUGCCUUGUCAUCGGCGCUGCCAGUUUCCUAAAGACCCCAAAGGCGUCUAAGAGGCCAGCCAUCUGCCACAAAGCGGAGGUAGCCACGCUCGCCAUCCAGCAGCUGCACUCCGCCCCCAAAAAUGCGGACCUUGUCAUCUGA
Messenger RNA from Thamnophis sirtalis, 669 nucleotides. RefSeq names its product claudin 25 (gene CLDN25). Gene Ontology annotation, cellular component: bicellular tight junction; membrane. The record is from RefSeq and is a predicted model, not a curated record. Gene Ontology annotation, molecular function: structural molecule activity. Lineage: Eukaryota; Metazoa; Chordata; Lepidosauria; Squamata; Natricidae.